This is a messenger RNA of Doryrhamphus excisus (bluestripe pipefish), 8622 nucleotides long. The record is from RefSeq and is a predicted model, not a curated record. Lineage: Eukaryota; Metazoa; Chordata; Actinopteri; Syngnathiformes; Syngnathidae.
UUCCGGUUCGUGUCACGGCUAACUUGACCAUAUUUAGCUGGCUUGUGGCGAAGGAAGCCCCGCAUACUUCAUCUGUCAGCCCGGUGCCUCCGAACUCUUCUUCCCACGGAUACUUGGGGGACUUGACAGCCGGAUUGUUUUCGCCACUACCGCCGGGCUCGGAGCUGCUGAAACGACGCCGUCUGGGAAACAACUUUUACGUGUUUUGUUUGGUUUUAGUCCCUAAUUGUAACCGACCGUGGUCGCUAGCUGACCGGCUAACGUUAGCCGCCACUAAUGUGUGUGUGUGACGCGACGUUAGGCUAAUAGGCUAAGACUAAUUACGGUUAAAACAAAUCCAGUUAAAACUUGGUUUGGACUCGCUGACAUGGCUGCCGUGACGUCCUGACAGCCGCUCCGUCCGAACCGGACACUUUUUUACAAGCCGAGCUAGCUCGCUGGCUGGCUGGCUAGCUCCGCUCCACGCAGAGGCGCCGCUCUCGCUUGCUGGCUGUCCGUGGUGAGUGGACCGAGCUCGGGACGCGUCCGUGCGCUACCGCCCGCUGAAAGAGGGGCCUGCGUCUUGACGGAUACCGGCGAGGCCGGGGGGGAGCCCUGCCGCUCCGCGGGGGGACAGCCGAGGGAGACACCGGGCGGAAAGGAGGGAGACCAGACGUUUGACAACUGUGAUCCGGGAAGUAAUCCGGGCUGUGACCUCAUGAAUGGAAAUCGGAACUACAGGAGCCGUUGGGGCCCAGUCCCUGUUCUCCAUGCCUCGACGGCCUGGCUAUGGCACCAUGGGCAAGCCCAUCAAGCUGCUGGCCAACUGCUUCCAGGUGGAGAUCCCCAAGAUGGACGUCUACCUCUACGAGGUGGACAUCAAGCCUGACAAGUGUCCCCGGCGAGUCAACAGGGAGGUGGUGGACUCCAUGGUGCAGCACUUCAAGGUCACCAUCUUUGGGGAUCGCAGGCCGGUCUACGAUGGCAAGAGGAGCCUGUACACGGCCAACCCUCUGCCUGUGGCGCCCACGGGGGUGGACCUGGACGUCACUCUGCCGGGGGAGGGCGGCAAAGACCGGCCCUUCAAGGUUUCCAUCAAGUUUGUGUCCCUGGUCAGCUGGCACAUGCUGCACGAGGUGCUGACGGGCCGCAGCGUGGCCGAGCCCCUGGAGCUGGACAAGCCCAUCAGCACCAACCCCGUGCACGCGGUGGACGUGGUGCUGCGACACCUGCCCUCCAUGAAGUACACGCCGGUGGGACGCUCCUUCUUCUCGGCCCCGGAAGGCUACGACCACCCCCUGGGCGGAGGGAGGGAGGUGUGGUUUGGCUUCCACCAGUCCGUGCGCCCCGCCAUGUGGAAGAUGAUGCUCAACAUUGACGUGUCGGCCACCGCCUUCUACAAGGCCCAGCCCGUCAUCCAGUUCAUGUGCGAAGUGCUGGACAUCCACAACAUCGACGAGCAGCCCCGCCCCCUGACCGACUCCCACCGGGUCAAAUUCACCAAAGAAAUCAAAGGUUUAAAGGUGGAGGUGACGCACUGUGGAACCAUGCGCAGGAAGUACCGUGUCUGCAACGUCACCCGCAGACCCGCCAGCCAUCAAACGUUCCCUCUGCAGCUGGAGAACGGCCAGACGGUGGAGCGUACCGUAGCCCAGUACUUCAGGGAGAAGUACAGCCUGCAGCUCAAGUACCCGCAUCUGCCCUGCCUGCAGGUGGGCCAGGAGCAGAAGCACACCUACCUCCCCCUAGAGGUGUGCAACAUCGUAGCCGGGCAGCGAUGCAUCAAGAAGCUGACGGAUAAUCAGACCUCCACCAUGAUCAAGGCCACCGCUCGCUCUGCACCCGACAGGCAAGAAGAGAUCAGCCGGCUGGUGCGCAGCGCCAACUACGACGCCGACCCUUUUGUCCAGGAGUUCCAGUUCAAAGUGCGCGACGAGAUGGCUCACGUGACGGGGCGAGUGCUGCCCGCCCCCAUGCUGCAAUACGGCGGCAGGGUGAGCACAGAGCACUUUAUGAAUCGCACCGUAGCCACGCCCAGUCACGGCGUGUGGGACAUGCGGGGCAAGCAGUUCCACACGGGGGUGGAGAUCAAGAUGUGGGCCAUCGCCUGCUUCGCCACGCAGCGCCAGUGUCGAGAGGAGAUCCUCAAGGGUUUCACUGACCAGCUUCGGAAGAUCUCCAAGGACGCCGGCAUGCCCAUCCAGGGCCAGCCGUGCUUCUGUAAGUACGCCCAGGGGGCCGACAGCGUGGAGCCCAUGUUCAGGCACCUGAAGAACACCUACGCUGGGCUGCAGCUCAUCAUCGUCAUCCUGCCUGGGAAAACCCCCGUCUACGCCGAGGUGAAGCGUGUGGGCGACACGCUGCUGGGCAUGGCCACGCAGUGCGUCCAGGUGAAGAACGUGGUGAAGACGUCUCCUCAGACCCUGUCCAACCUCUGCCUCAAGAUCAACGUGAAGCUGGGAGGCAUCAACAACAUCCUGGUGCCGCACCAACGACCAACCGUGUUUCAGCAGCCAGUCAUCUUCUUGGGAGCCGACGUUACACACCCGCCUGCCGGAGAUGGAAAGAAACCCUCCAUUGCUGCGGUGGUGGGAAGCAUGGACGCCCACCCCAGCAGGUACUGUGCCACCGUACGGGUCCAGAGGCCCAGGCAAGAAGUGAUCCAGGAUCUGGCCUCCAUGGUGCGCGAGCUGCUCAUCCAGUUCUACAAGUCCACACGUUACAAGCCCACCAGGAUCAUCUUCUACAGGGAUGGAGUGUCUGAAGGCCAGUUCAGACAGGUAGGUUCCCAGGUGCUGUAUUACGAGCUGCUGGCCAUCCGUGAGGCCUGUAUCAGCCUGGAGAAGGAGUACCAGCCAGGCAUCACCUACAUAGUUGUGCAAAAACGCCACCACACACGCCUGUUCUGCGCCGACCGUAACGAGCGAGUCGGACGCAGCGGAAACAUUCCUGCUGGUACCACCGUGGAUACGGACAUCACGCAUCCUUACGAGUUUGACUUUUACCUCUGCAGUCAUGCUGGAAUCCAGGGCACCAGCCGCCCCUCCCACUACCACGUGCUGUGGGAUGACAAUUGCUUCACGGCCGACGAGUUCCAGCUGCUCACCUACCAGCUGUGCCACACCUACGUACGCUGCACCCGCUCCGUGUCCAUCCCCGCCCCCGCCUACUACGCCCACCUGGUGGCCUUCCGCGCCCGCUACCACCUGGUGGACAAGGAGCACGACAGCGCCGAGGGCAGCCACGUGUCCGGUCAGAGUAACGGUCGAGACCCGCAGGCGCUGGCCAAAGCUGUUCAGAUUCACCACGACACCCUGAGGACCAUGUACUUCGCAUGAGCUGCAAGAUGCCUCCCUCCGCCUUUUCCAUCCUACACACACACACACACACACGCACACACACACACACACACACACACACACACGGCCAUGCAAGGAUGGCUUGCCAGUCAAAGUCCUCAUACACAUGCAAGUACCCCCCCAUACACACACGCCUCGCCAAUCCAGACCGACACUGUGCAGAGGGCAGCAGGGAAGAGCCCCCCACCCCCCCACACUGGAUUGAGGAUGCAAAUGCUGCUUUCACCUAAAAGACAACUCAGCACUAAUAUGCAACAACCAGCCAACGACGUGGACCUUCUCUCCAUUCUUAGCAGGCCCCCGUUCCUUCCUGCUUGGGGUCCUUUUUAGCUGAGUUCUACACAUACCCCCCACCCUCACCCCACCCUCACCCCACCCCACCCAGGUGUUCUACCAGUCUGCCCCCCUGCCAUCAGCAGCACUUUCACAUUCUCACUUUGUCUUGGUGUGUUUUGUUUUUAGCGGAGGGAGCGGAGGGGAAGGGGGGCAGGGGGGCUCACACUUUGAAGAUUAGGGUUUCAUGUCCCCCCCAGACCCCCCCCCCCCCACCCCACCUGUUCCCUUCCACACUUUUCACAAGCCUGUGAAAUAACCAGUUCCUUGAGCACACUGCCACCUGCUGGCUGCGAGGUGUAACGUUCUCCCUCACGUCAGAUGCCUUGCUAGGUUUCCAUCACCGCCAUCUCUGGAUUCCUUAUUUAAAGUGCAACACUGUUUCUUCUGGAUGAUGUUCUCCUGCUUUUGUCUUGUAAAACUUUGGAAAUAUUCCCAUGGAGGCUGGAGAUGGACAUCAUGUCUCCACCCAGCGCUUUAUUCCACCCUAUGAAGGCUGGAGAUGGACAUCAUGUCUCCAUCCAGCUUUGUAUUCCACCCUAUGAAGGCUGGAGAUGGACAUCAUGUCUCCAUCCAGCUUUGUAUUCCACCCUUUGAAGGUUGGAGAUGGACAUCAUGUUUCCACCCAGCGCUUUAUUCCACCCUAUGAAGGCUGGAGAUGGACAUCAUGUCUCCAUCCAGCAUUGUAUUCCACCCCAUGAAGGUUGGAGAUGGACAUCAUGUCUCCAUCCAGCAUUGUAUUCCACCCUAUGAAGGUUGGAGAUGGACAUCAUGUCUCCAUCCAGCUUUGUAUUCCACCCUAUGAAGGUUGGAGAUGGACAUCAUGUCCCACGUGUGCAAUAAUGGGCUGAAGGACGGGAAGAGCAAAUAGUCACGGACACGUUUGAUUGGUGAGGAGAAGCUUGCAGGCUGUGAGACGCUUUGGUCCAGUUUGGUGCAGGUGAGAUGUUUGAAACUGGAGGGUGCUAUUGUCCUGUGUGCUAAGGAACGCUGGUUUUUCCGGCAGCUUUCCGGCCGCUUUGGCCGUCAGGGGAGGAAGUAUUGAAGUGCCUGGUGGAUGGAAGCUUUCAGUGGUGGCUUCUCACGAUGCUGGUGGAGUGGGUGAAACCAAGGAACGGAGCGGGGAUGGAAUCCCGGUGGAGUGGGUGUGUGUUUGUGGAGGUAGCUGCUAGCUGGGCUUGGACACAGCAGUCUGAAACAAAGCUGGUCAGAUGUCUCCAUAAUAGUUUGAGUCGCUCACCUUAGUCCGAGCCGGCCGGGGUCCCAGACUAGGGGCGGGUCCACGUAGCCGGAAUAAAUCCAGAUUGGCUUCGGAACUAAGAGUCAAGUGGCUGACCGAUGUUGUUGUUCCUGGUUCAAAUCCGUUUCUGGAACGCGGUCGUCAGUCGGCUCCUCUGAAGCUUUGGGGGGCGGGCGUGGGGGCGGCCGUGGGGGCGGGUGUUCCUUUUCCAAAGCCAAGUGCACUAAAUGAGGCGUGUUUUCUGGUUGUGAAUACAGGUGUGGUGCUACUACAACCCAUGUAGAAUCUCAGUUUUUCCGGAGACCGGUGGGCAGGUUAGAAAAGCAGGAAAGCCGAGGGAGGCCCCCCGUCGCCCCGGUGGGUGUCGGAAGGCCCCAAUGCCGCUGUGCACGGCAGACGGCCCCCAGUACCCCGGUGAAUGUGGGGAGGUCCCCGCUGUCCUGGUGGGCGUCGGCCGGCCCCCAUCGCCCGGGUGAGGUGGUAAGGGUGUCCUGGGGGGUGCCUGGGGGGUGUUAACUGGAUGUCCCUUAUGACUCUAUUGGGUUUUGGACAGCCCCCACCAAGUGUCCAGUGAGCUGUAAUGUAGUCUUUUUGCCUCUAAGUGUAGUCUUUAUAAAAAACCAAGCCAGAUCAAAAGUAUAUUUGUAUUUGAAAGUAUGUAAUAAUGCACAGCAAUUAUUUUUGCUAACAGGAAGUGAUUAUUCUUAGUAAUAAAUGUCCUGUCGUGACUCGUGGAUGAAGAACGCGUUUUUCUGAUUGUCGCAAUCGACUGUUGACGUGCGUCGCUGUAAAUGGUCUCGUGUACGUUUGUGCGAGCAGUCGUGGAAACUCGUGACGUGUCUUGACUGUGGUACUGUUAGGGGGAGGGGCCGGGUUGGGGGGCCGGGGCGGACCGCGGCGGACCGCCACCCGCCUCCCAGCAAACCGCUACCACAUGUCAAAUGCUCCUUUUUAUUGAUGUUUGUUCAGAGAGUGAAAAUACUCGGCCCCUGAAUGUUUUUGUUCACCUGGUGCUGUACGCCGCCCCCCUCCGUGGGGGCAAGCGUUGUUGUAGGACUCCUUUCACGUUGAAGUAGGUACCAUUCCUCUUUUUUUUUUUUUCUUUUUCCACCCCCCCAUGCUGGCAGUAGCUACUUGACAUGGCCCAACAGACCUGUGGGGGCGAGGGGGGUGGCUGAAGUGUACUGGUGGUCCUCGGGUUACAGAUGAGUUCUGCACCAAUAAUAAGUCGCUCUCCUAGGGGCGGACCCUUUGUCUUUCAAGGCUGUCCGCCAUUUUAAUAGCGCCAUUAGUUUGCCCACCUUCAUUCAUUUACGGGGCGGCGGUUACCCGAGCGCCGAAGCCCAAGGACCAGCGGUACUUGAGAGGACAACAGGGACGUUGGCUCGUUCUUUCAUUCUUUUGGGCCUCGUGAGAAUUUGGGUGGGUUCUUGUUGACGCCGGACUUGAAUGUUCGGACUUGGCGCAACUCGUUCGGAAGCCACGCUGUCGGCCAUGUUUACAGGCGUCCGGUUGCCAAGUGAGCAGCGGGGGAACCCGAAAGCAGGCGUCCAGGGACCUUUGGCCUUUUGCCCGCUUUUUGUAGAAACCUGAAGAAGUCUCCCUUUAAAGUGGAAGUGGAGGUGUAUUCCACGGAUAGCGUGGAAGCUAGUCAACUGGUGCAAGAAGUCCACGGAAAGUGCCUUUCCUCCUGAUUCUUUUGUUUUUCCUUUGGAUGCCACGCUUCGCACAUCCAACAGGGUCCUGGACCCACCGGUGUCUUUGGCAUCGGCGUUGGCGUGGGGCCGGGAUUAGCACGACACAGCCUGUGAAUGUCAAUCACAGCACAGCACUUUAGAGACCGGCAUUCUCACUCCAGACCCGGCCCACAGUUCUUGUUGGCGACUGUGGGAUGGAUCCACUACCCUGAUGGGUUUCAGAUGGCCCCCACCGCGCUGGCGACUGUACGACGGCCCCCCACUGCCCUGGUGGAUAUCAGUCAGAUGGCCCCCGCUGGCCUUUUGGGUAUGGGAUGGUCCCCGCCACCCUGGGAACUGUACGACUGUCCCUACUACCCAGGUGUGGGUGUCUGAAUGCCCCCGCUACCCUGGUCACGCUUUACUGUGAUGAAUGAGGGACUGCCCCCACUACCUUCAUGAGCUGUGGACCUCCUCCAGUAUCCUGGUGGGUGUCGAAGGCCCCCCACUACCUUAAGAGAUUUCAUGCCCCGGCGUAGGAGAAGGGCGGCUCCCCUGGUUCCGUAGCAGUCGUGGGCAUUUGAACGUCAAUGGUUGGAAGGGGACCUGAAAGGAGCGGUGUCCUUCCGCCACAUCUUCUGGUCCCCGAUGGAGGUGGGCGAGCACGCCCGCCCACCUCCUCCCCAUCUUGAGCCAGUAGGGUUUAGACUGGAAGGGGGUCCUCUCCAGUCCAGGGGGUGUCAAGUCCUCGUUGUGUUUGAUUAGCGGAAACAUUGCACCUCACUUACCUUCUAAUGCUGCAUUGUUGCAUCCUUCUACCACAUCCAACUGCUUUUGUUAUUAUUAUUAUUAUUAUUGUUAUUGUUAUCAAUGUUACCGCAUGUAGUCAUGCCUGAUAUUAUUACAAAUAUUUUACACUCAAGUCAUAAAAAUGAAAAAAAAUGUCUUAACAGUUCUGAGAUUUUUUUGGAGAUAUUUUGUUGUCCUAAAUGUUAUUGAAAUAUAUAUCUAUACAGUACAUCUAUAUAUAUCUACAUCUACAUCAUCUAGAUCUAGAUAUAUGUAUACCAGGCCUAUACGUAUAUGCACAAUAUUUCAUGGCGGAUUUAUGGCUGGAGUUCUUAGCUCCUCCCCCUUCUAUGUUGGCGCCUUAUUCUCGUACAACGCAAGGGCCUUCCUCCUCGACUCCGACAGGCGGCCAUGCUGGACGGCUAGCGGAGUGAAAGGCCUGCAAACUGGGGGGUUAGUGCCACGGCGUCGGUGUCAUUCCACGCCAGCGUUACGCUAGUUCUUACGUCUCCUCGCCGCCCGGCCUUAAAGCAGCCAAAGGCCUCUUUUAGGCUUUUAUUCUGGAAGGACGUUCAUCCAUCCUGCACCACUUUCACCUUAGCCAAGCAGAAAGGGCUUUUAUUUUGCUAGCUUUGAUCAAAUCCCCUAAACGCACCACGGAAGUUUUUAUACUCGUCUACUUUUCAAGCUGGCCCCUGUGGACGUGAUGUCAUUCGUCGGCGACGCGCUCGCUGGCGAAUGACUGCGGCGUCGCCCGUCUGAAACGUUCACAGCAACAGCGGAGUGCCAGCUUUUUACAGCAGACGUAAAGGUGGUUGCCUACAGCCGUGGCCAUUCAUGCAAAUGGUGAUUAUGGCGAAUAUUGCGUACUUUUGGUUUCUGAAUCCUGACGGGCCAAGAAGUGGGAGGAGCCUCACCUGUGCCUGCAUUAUCGUUAUCAUCGAUGGCCAUAUUAUUAGGAACAGUUCGCCAGUCAUCACCUUUACUAAAGAUUGUACUUGUUUUUGUUUUGUUCUUUUUAAUCUGAAAUAUGGUCACUGUUGUUCCAAAGUCUCUUUACCCCCCCCCCCCAAUAAAAAUGUCAGCAUUCCAGUAAGGACUUUGAACCAAAUAUUGCAAAAGAGAUUAGCAUCCCGAUGCUUGUCCGUCGCCAAGGAAACGCUGACUGACGAUUUGGGAUAUGUGUUAGCAACGUAGCAUCUCUGACGUCACUUAAGGGGGCUGGUGGGAGGGUGGGGGGGGGGGG